UCUUUGUGUGGUGUCUUCAUUCACUCAGAUUGCUUCAGUGAACAUACGGGUUCUGCAGGAAACACGUGUCUUCGCUCAGCUGCUAUCACUGGGGACAAAAGAGCCCAAAAAGAGGGGGGAAUAAAUGGGUCAGAGUCGUGAUGAAGCCGUGAAGAUUGCUCUGGAUCCACUCACUAACGCUAAUUAAUCGCGCGCUCAUUUGCCUGCCGUGUGUAUUUUUGAUCUGUUUGGUGUUACCUAUAGCUCGGCGCGUUGGGUUUCCUCUCUCGGUCUUUUGUGUGCACAACGGGAAGGUUUGUUUGCUCGUUUGAGAAAUAAUUUGUCUUUAAUACGUGGUGUUUGAACCGUGUGAGAGCUCUCGGUGUGAUGCAGUGCCCGAAGACACCAUUUUAGAGCACACUGAGCAUCCUUGAGAGCAUCUUUAAGGAGCUUCACGAAAGCCUGGUCUUUACGAGCCCGCUUUUUCCUUCAGCUCGCUGCCUAGGAUGCAUAAGAUCAUUUGCUGGAUGAUGAUGUCGACUGUUUCGUCCCCCUGGGAGCUAUUUUGGUGAUUUCAGUGAAGGAAAAGGAGCAAAGUUCUACUGAGACAGACGACUACGCAUGAACUGUGGACCCAGGGGACUUGAGACCGUCUAAUGGCAUUGUACAUACACAUACAAGGCACUGGACUCUGAGAAGCCUGUGGAUCUCCUGAGCACCUAAAAGCCAUGUUCCCAGCCCAUCGACGCUCCUUCAGGGCGGCUAAGCUGCUACUCGGAGCUCUGAUCUUUCUCCGGGCUUGCAGUUGUGCUUUGGGCUCCAGUGGUGAGACAUGUUACUCCAGACAGCAUCGAGACACCAUUGUGAAUGUGCACAAGGCUCUAGAUCAUCAAAAGACCGUAAUGGAUGUCAGGAAGAAAGAGGCAGAAAGAGACUGCAUCCUGGCCUGUUGCUCGGUAGAGCUGAAACCAGGUAUAAAGUGCAACAUGGUGGUGUAUAAGCCAUCAGGCCAAGAUGGUAGUGAGAACUGCUACCUGUUUCAUUGUGAAACUGAGCAGGACUGCCCUCUGAUGUCGGCCACGCCCGGGACUAACACUUAUGAUAUAUUCAAAGGUUUGACACACCCUUUGGCAAAAGAAAAGGAGAGAGUACCCACAAUGCCCAUUACAGUAGCAAAACAACUUACAACUACUCAAUCUACAUCGACAACCAUGAAACCAACAACCACAACAACCACAACCCAGCCCACCACUGCGACAAGUACCACGCAGUCCUCUACAACCACGCCUCCGACUACGGCAACCACCUCCACCAUAGCGCCCACAGAGCUGGCAAUUAUCCUCCUUACGAUGCCUGUUGAAAUCAUGCCAACCACUACAUCAACUACAACAACAACAACGCAAUCCACAAUUACAACCACAAAGGUACCUGCCACAACGAGUACCACAACAACUACACAUCCAGUCCAACCACAGCCACUCCCAAAUCCAAUCAGACCUUCCAAAAAGCAGAUCAGGCCAGCAAAAAAGCCAGAGCCCCAUGGGAAAUCCAUUGCUAAAGUAGGUGAGAUUCCAACCUUACAGAAACAAGCCACACAGAAAACUAUGAUACCUACUACUGCUACCACUAGUACAACUACUACCACAACUACUACUCCAACUACAACCACAACUACUACUCCCCCUACGACCACAACUACUACGCCCUCUACAACCACAACUACUACUGCCCCUACGACCACAACUACUACUCCCCCUACGACCACAACUACUACGCCCUCUACAACCACAACUACUACUCCCCCUACAACCACAACUACUACUCCCCCUACGACCACAACUACUACGUCCUCUACAACCACAACUACUACCCCCACUACAACCACUACAACCACUACAUCCACAACUACCAUUGAAAGGACAACUAUAGUCGUUGUAGAGAUGGAGAAUGAUGUGAAAAAUGGAGAUUCAGGCCCUGACCCUCCAGCAGUAUCCUCUGCCUCAGAUAAGGCUAAGGAGUCACAUUUGAUGUGGAAGAAUAGCCUGGCUUUGCUGGUCGUGCUCACACUCAUCAUUCUCACGUUUGUCGUGGCCAUCGUGGGCCGCAGAGCCAUGGAAUCCUUUGACAGGAGACACUACACAAGACUGGAGCUCAACGACCUUCACUAUGAGAUCUAAAGCUCAACCAAAUCCUUGAUGAUUGAAGAGACAAUCCCAGUCAAUAUUGAAAUGUACCCCCCCCCCCAACAACCCCCCCCCCCCCCCUGCUCACUAAAACAAAAUAUUUUGAUAUGUAGGACCUUUCGGGUUGAGAAGAGUCACAUGCUCCCCUCGUAUAAGAUGCUGUAACUGCUGGAGGCAUGUAACAAGAUGGAGGCUAUGGAGUUCAGGGUUGUGGGGAAUGAAAUGAAAAGCAAUACAAAGACCUCAGGAAACUUCAAAAUUUAGGACUGGAAAACUGUUGGACAUUCUUUGUUAUGGCAAUGCAUAAGUCAUUAACAUUUCCUCUCUCUGUGUAAGACCAGUCAAUCAAUAAUUAAGCUAAUAUAAGAACCGCGGCAUAAUCAGAUCGCUCCUUUCAGAGGCUUCAUUCGUUCAAUCACUUUGGCGUGUUUGUGUAUUACUUGAUUUAGGUUUGAAGUUCACCCAUCCUAUUAGCCAGCCAGUACUCCACUGCUUUAACCAAGUCAAAACUAUUACUCAGUUGCACAUCAGAUUAAACAUAUUCGGUUGGUUUUGGUUGGGAUACAGUACGAUUUGGGUGAUUAAUGCCUUUAUUGCAGGGUGUUAGUAAAGAAAUAAAAGACAGGAUAUACCGAGAAAGAUAGUUCUGUUCUUCAGACUUUCACAAGCACCUUUAUAUGGCCAUAUCCUUUCAGGACUUCCUUACCGAAAAACAGCGGCUUUUCAAACUGUAUUUACUUGCUGUACAUCGAAUCGUUGUGAUUUUAUUUUCCACUAUGUUGUACCGAUGUAUUUACAUUGAUGACACCGAUCCAUAGGAAAGUCACUGAUGCAGUGUACACAUUGUGCCGCACUUCUGUUUUGUGUCUAAACAAACACUACUUCUUGGUGGUAAAUUACAUUGGAUGUGCACUAUUUUCACAUGAAUACUUUCUUAACGAGCAGGUUUGUGAGUGUGAAGGUGUGUGCAGACGUGUGUGAGGUGAGCUACUCUAGUUAACUGUAACACUUGCUAAGAGCAUGCAUGGUAAAUGUCAUUUGCAAUAUUCGCUGUGUUCCAGUAUGGUUUUUAACAUGACUUUGUCGACUUCCACUCAUUAUUUCGGGAAUGUGAAUCAACUAAGUCCUACGACCUGUGGCACUAGACAGUGGCGUAAAUCUACUUAUUAAGGUAUAUUUAUUGAUUAAAUGCUUAUACUUAUUAUAAACAGCUCCAUCCAUUUAAAGCAAUUUGCAAAGCUGACUGGACUUUGCUAAUGAAGUACUAGCUAAUGACGUGCUACAGUGCCUUAUGAUGGCAACUUAGAUGAAGAAGUGAAGUCAAACCAGGGCUUGUUACAAACUAUAUGAAAACGCACUUGCCAUACUGUACGUCGAAACAUCGAAUGAGCUGUAUUUGCAAUUUUUGACCAAAGGUGGCAGCAGUCACUCAGUUGAACCUACAGCCGCCUUCCUGCUCCUGUGCUCCAUUUUAAGGAACUCGGUUUAGUUUCACAAAUCUUUUCAUGUUUUUCUUGAAUUGCUUUUUGUAUUUUAAUAUCACUGUAUAUAUAUAUUUAAGAUGGUGAUGGUUCGGUCUUGUUUUUGUGAGUGGUUUCUUUUAAGAACAAUUCGAAUUUAAUGUAGGCUACUAUUUUCUCUGGCAAAAAUAAAAUGUUAAUUCUUUGAAGAAAUGUUUGAAGGUUCUGGUAAAAAUGGUAAAACUACCAAUAAUGCUAUAAUAAUAAUAAUAAUAACAAUAAUAAUAAUAAUAAUGUUAUAAUACUAAUAUAACAACAACAAAACAACAACAAUAAUAAUAUAUUAUUAUUGGUGGUGGUGGUUGUGAUAGUGGUUUUAUGAUUGUUAUUAUUAUCAUAUUCAAACAGUACUAUAUAUACUGAAUUGUAGGAUUAUACUGAUUAUUUAAAAAUUUUUAAUAACCAAACGUUUGUUAGACCAUGGAAAUUUUCACAAUAAAUAAGAGUUCCAGUGUUAAUUAAUAUUGUUCAGUUCAGUCUUUGGAAAUGCUAAAUACUGAGAUUGAAUAA
Messenger RNA from Ictalurus punctatus (channel catfish), 4192 nucleotides. It is a transcript of the gene mansc1, whose product is annotated as MANSC domain containing 1. Bases 708 to 2156 code for a protein of 482 amino acids. The record is from RefSeq and is a predicted model, not a curated record. The transcript has 5 exons. NCBI's taxonomy places the organism in Eukaryota, Metazoa, Chordata, Actinopteri, Siluriformes, Ictaluridae.